UUGGUGGGGAAGUUAAAAUCUUAUUCUUCAUGUAGCAUGAUUGUUGAAUCGAAUUGUGUGUAUAUAUUGCAGUUGCAUGUUUGUGUUUUUAAUUUUUAAAUGAACGCGCGGAUACUCUGUCUCAAAUUUCUCUAAUUUUGUUCCAAUUAAAUGAUAAGGGAAUUUCAAAAUAAUGUGGCAUAUUAGAUGAAUUUAGUAUGAUUUUAUGUGUCUUGUCAGUCAGCAUGCCCAGACAAUCAAAUAAAAAAAUCAGAACUCAAAAUAUAUCUGUUGAAGAUAAUCAGACCGAAAUUUCGAAGUACUUUUCUUCAUCAGGUAUUAAAAAACCAAAUGAGAGAAAGAGACCGGGUGUUACUCUCGAUAAUUUAUCGCCUUCAAAGAAGGUUCAGAAACAACAAGCAGUAUCUAAAGAUGAAACUGUCUGUGAACAUACACUCUGUGAAUCCACUAUUUCACAGUUGCAAAACUUUUCAUUCAAGCAAUCUUUAUUUAAAAUGAAAGAAGUAACUGAAAGAUCAUUGCCAAAUGCUGACAUAGAAAAUCAAAUCUCAUGUUUCAGUAAUUUUUCUACAGAAGAAUUAGAUGCUGAUAAUAUUAUAGAACUUGAUGGUGAUGAAAUAAUUAACGAAAAUGAGUUGGAAGUUAAAUCGACCAAAAUUGAUAUUAAGUAUACACCUUUAGAGAAACAAUAUUUAGGAUUUAAGAAAGACUAUCCAGAUGCAGUUCUUCUCAUAGAGUGUGGUUAUAAGUACAGAUUUUUUGGUGAAGAUGCAAAGAUUGCAUCUAAAGUGUUAAACAUCGGUUGUUACAAAAGCCAUAAUUUCAUGUCAGCAAUAAUUCCAGUGACACGUUUGCAUUUCCAUGUUCGUCGUUUGGUAUUAAAAGGUUACAAAGUUGGAGUUAUAAAACAGAUUGAAUCUGCUGCUAUUAAGGCUGCAGGAGAAAAUCGGAAUGAAUUAUUUUCCAGGAAGCUAGAAGCUUUAUAUACAAAAUCAACUCUUAUUGGCGAUGAGUUUACUUGUGCUGAUUGUGACAAUGGUCUUGAUGAUAUGGAAAUAGUAGAUGACUUUGAUUUUGGAUCUGGCUACUUAGUAUGCAUUUAUGAAAAUAUUAAUGACAAAGAAAAUUUGAAUAUUGCUUUUGUGGCUGCAUGUGUAAAUUCUGGGAAUGUAGUUUACUCUUCAUUUGAAGAUAAUUUAUUAAGAAAUAAACUUGAAAGUUGUCUGACGCAUCUAAAUCCAUCAGAGGUGUUGCUUCCUUCAACUAAUUUGAAUAAGAAAACAGAGGAUUUUCUUACAAGUUUCUGCAAUGAAAGAGGUACCAGAAUGGAGUACAUUGAAAAUAAAGUAUUUGAUCAUUCAUUUGCUUUGGACAAUAUUUCAAAAUUAUUCACAUCGCAGGAUGCAUGUCAAGUCUCGUCUGGUGAAUUCCUUGAUAAUAUACAAGAUGUUCUGAGCUUGCCUCCGUUGGUUCUUUCAUGUCUGUCUGCACUUGUAAUUUAUCUAUCUAGUUUCAAGUUGGAAAAUGUAAUGAAAAUUUUCAAAAAUAUGAAAGAAUUUUCAACAAAUGAGUGUAUGGUUCUGAAUGCAGCUACUUUAAAAGGUUUAGAAGUUCUCAAAAGUAAUUCAAACUAUACUGAACAUGGAAGCCUUUUAUGGAUUCUGAACAAAACCUUAACAAAAUUUGGGGAGAGAAUGCUAAAAUUAUGGAUUGCAAAGCCUCUAAAAAAUUUGCAGUGUAUAGAAGAUAGGUUGAACAUUGUGACUGAACUUAUGCAUUCAGAAUCUGUUAUUUUCAGAAUAAUUCAAAAUGUGCUUAGCAAAUUACCUGAUUUAGAGCAGAUUUUAUGUGGGGCAUUUUAUCAUAGGUGUAGCUGCAAUGAUCUAUUCAAGCUUAUUCAAGCACUGAACAAUAUUAGAACCGAAUUUCUUGGUAUUACUGAUAAAAUAACUGUUGAAGUAAAACAACCAAAAUUAAGAAACAUUUUAUUGGAUAUUCCAAGAUUACUGGAUGAUAUAAAAGAGUAUUAUGACAAUAUAAACCCUAAGGCUGCCAAAGAAGGAGACUUUGCCAACAUUUUCCUUUCCACUUCUAUGUAUCCUGAUUUAGAAAGAUGUAAACAUGAGAUCAUCCUUGCUGAGAAGAAAUUAGAUGAUUUGAGGCCUAAAAUAUGCAAAGUUCUUUGUUUACCUGGCUUUAAAUAUGUUACUGUUGCAGGACAAAAGUACUUAAUUGAAAUUCCAAAUAAUUACAUCAGUGGAGUUCCAAAUGACUGGUUAAAAAUAAGUGCGACGAAACAAGUAUCUCGGUUUCGAUCACCUGAAGUAAUUGAAUUUUGCAAUGAACUUGAACGCUGUCAAGAGAAAUUGAUAGAGUAUGCAAAAGCAGCAUGGUCUACUUUUUUAAAUGAAUUUGGAAAAAACUUUUACAAAUAUAAAAGAGCAGUAUCAUUUCUGGCAGAAUUAGAUUGUUACACGAGUUUCUCGAAGUUGGCAAAGGAGGAAAGAUUUUGCAGGCCACAUUUGUCUGAGGCAGAUGAUCGCAACUUCCAGGUAGAACAGGGCUGGCAUCCUGUUAUCUCAAAAUUAAUGGGUGAAGAGCAUCAGUUUGUUGCAAAUGAUUUGAAACUAAAUAAUGUGGAGAGGUGCAUGAUAAUGACUGGACCUAAUAUGGGUGGAAAAAGUACAUAUAUGCGUCAGAUAGCCCAUACUGCAAUAAUGUCUCAUAUUGGUUGUUAUGUGCCUGCUACUUCUGCCAUAUUACCUCUUCUAGAUGGUAUAUAUGUAAGGAUUGGUGCUGAUGAUGAUCUUGCUCAACAAAAGAGUACAUUUAUGGUUGAAAUGAGUGAAACUUCAGAAAUUUUAGCUUCAGCUACUUCAAAAUCUCUUGUGAUUCUUGAUGAGUUAGGGAGAGGCACCAGUACUAAUGAUGGUGCUGCUAUUGCAUAUGCAACAUUAGACUAUCUAAUUACAGAAAUUAAAUGUUUUACAUUAUUUGUCACCCAUUAUCCUUCUGUAAUGGAAUUAAAAAAUAUCUGGCCUGAGUAUGUUAUUACUUUUCACAUGGCUUAUAUCUUGAAAGAUAAAGAUGACAAAGAAGAUAUAGAUACUGCUACAUUUCUCUAUAAUGUGGUGCCAGGAAUUAGUGAAAAAAGCUAUGGAAUAAAUGUAGCUGCUUUAGCUGGAAUCUCAAAAGACAUACUUUGUGAAGCUCAGCAAAAGUCCAGAGAAAUAGAAACAAAAAUUAAAAUAUGCAAGUUUUUAAGGAAGAAAAUUUCUACACUAAUGAUUUAAUACACUGAUAAAAAAUUCAGACUUUUAAUUUAAAAGGUUUAAUGCAUGUGUGUAAAAUUAUAUCUUAAUGUAUAUCGCUUUUUUAUUAAAUUUCUCUUUUUUUAAAGAA
Stegodyphus dumicola is the source of this 3402-nucleotide messenger RNA. RefSeq names its product DNA mismatch repair protein Msh3-like. The record is from RefSeq and is a predicted model, not a curated record. Gene Ontology annotation, molecular function: mismatched DNA binding; ATP-dependent DNA damage sensor activity; ATP binding. Lineage: Eukaryota; Metazoa; Arthropoda; Arachnida; Araneae; Eresidae. Gene Ontology annotation, biological process: mismatch repair; mitotic recombination. Gene Ontology annotation, cellular component: nucleus.